AUGAAUCCAGGAGAUAAACCCUUCAUAAUAACCUACCUCAUAGGAUAUGCAUUGACAAAUAGUCAUCAUAGCAUAGAUUAUAAAAAAGAAGAAUACAUAGAACUUGAAGAUGUAUUCUCAGAAAUAGAACAUGUCAGAGAUAAACAAUUUUGUGACAUAAAUCCUCAAGAUAGCUCUUGGGCUUUAAACAUAGCCAAAAACAAAAAAGCUUUAGGAGAAAAACUAUCACCUACAAUCUCAAUAGAUUCUUUUCAUAUAGGUGAAAUGUACAAACCUCAGGAACCUACUCUAAGAGAUAUACUCAAAAGCAUAAGAACUCUUAGGUUACUAGAUCUUGUUGAAUAUAAAGGAAAUGAUACAAUAAAGUUAGAAAUCUCUACAUCUAAGGAACUUAAACAACUUUUCCACUUUGAUGAAACGAUUAACAUCAUAGAAGAAACUUCUAUAUACAUUUCAAAAGAAGAGGUACAAUCUCUUUCUUCUAAUAUAGAGCCUAACUUCGGGAUGAAUAAGACCGAAUCACAUUUUGAUCAUCCUGGAGAAUCUUCUUUUCAAGGUGAAAGAAGAAUAAGAGCAAAAAUUGAACAAGGUCAUAGAACUGGCUCUAUGCCAGAUCUUCCUACUGGAAAACCAGACCAGUUCGGAACAAACGUUCUUAAUAUUGACAACAUUGAAACAAAGAGAAAAGAAGUUAUCGAUUGA
Lactuca saligna is the source of this 702-nucleotide messenger RNA. NCBI's taxonomy places the organism in Eukaryota, Viridiplantae, Streptophyta, Magnoliopsida, Asterales, Asteraceae. The record is from the annotation of a GenBank genome assembly.